AUGGCCUUUCAUUCCACAUUGUCUGAGGCAUUUGUGGAGAAGCAGAAAUGUGAAAAUCAGUGGAAUGUACUAUGUCAAUUUGAAAAUAAUAUUUUUGUUUUCUCUCUUCCAGUUUGUCCAAGUAUAGACAUCCGGAAUAACAUGACCCUUUUCAGCAUGCUUGAGAACUGCACUGUGAUUGAGGGACAUCUGCAGAUCUUGCUUUUGUUCAGAACUAAGGCUGAGGACUUUCGAGAUCUCAGCUUCCCUAUGCUGACAAUGGUAACCGAAUAUGUCUUGCUAUUCCGGGUCUAUGGUAUGGAGAGCCUCAAGAAGCUUUUUCCCAACCUUACUGUGAUCCGUGGGACUCAUCUCUUUUUCAACUAUGCUUUGGUCAUCUUUGAGAUGGUUCACUUGAAAGAGAUUGGCCUUUACAACCUGAUGAAUAUCACACGAGGGGCUGUGCGGAUUGAGAAGAAUGAUGAGCUCUGCUUUUUGUCAACCAUUGACUGGUCUCGGAUUUUGGACUCCGUGGAAGAUAAUUAUAUUGUUGCUAACAAAGAUGAUAAGAAAGAAUGUGGAGAUGUAUGCCCAGGAAUAAUGCAAGGGAAAAGCAACUGCCCUCAAACUGUGGUCAAUGGUGAUUUCAUUGAGCGUUGUUGGAGUCAUGACCAUUGCCAGAGAGUGUGUCCUGCCACGUGCAAGUCUCAGGGCUGUACCCCAACUGGCAAGUGCUGCCACACAGAGUGCCUUGGCAACUGCAUUGAGCCCAACAAUCCACAGAAGUGUGUGGCAUGCCGGAAUUUCUUUUUGGAUGGCAAGUGUGUAGAGACAUGUCCACCUAAUUACUAUCGCUUCAAAGGCUGGCGGUGUGUGACUUUUGACUUCUGUCAGGAGCUGCACAAUAAAUGCAAGAUGGCCCGCGAGUCUGAAUGCUAUGUUAUCCACAAUGGCGAAUGCAUCUCUGAUUGCCCUUCAGGUUACACCUUGAACUCCACCAACUUACUCUGCACACCCUGUGCAGGGCUUUGUCCAAAAAUUUGUGACUUGGGUGAAGAAAAGGUAAUCGAUUCAGUUACUGCUGCACAGGGACUCCGAGGCUGCACCAUUGUGAAUGGAAGCUUGAUUAUCAACAUUCGUGGAGGAACUAACAUUGCUGCUGAGUUGGAAGCCAACCUUGGUUUGAUUGAAGAAAUCUCAGGUUACUUGAAAAUCAGUCGCUCCUAUGCCCUGGUGUCUCUUUCUUUUUUCCGCAAGCUCCACCUGAUCAGAGGACAGACUUUGGAAACAGGAAAUUAUUCAUUCUAUGCCCUGGACAACCAGAAUCUCCGCCAGCUUUGGGACUGGAGCAAGCACAAUCUCACUAUUGCCCGAGGGAAGCUCUUCUUCCAUUACAACCCCAAGUUGUGUCUGUCAGAAAUCCAUAAGUUGGAAGAGAUCUCAGGAACGAAAGGGCGCCAGGAGAAGAAUGAUAUUGCUCUCAAGACCAAUGGCGACCAGGCUUCUUGUGAAAAUGAAGUGCUGAAGUUUUCUUUAAUAAAAACAUCCAGUGACAAAAUUGUACUGAAAUGGGAGCCAUAUUGGCCGCUGGACUUCCGUGACCUUUUGGGCUUCAUGCUGUUCUAUAAGGAAGCUCCCUUCCGGAACGUGACGGAAUUUGAUGGCCAGGAUGUUUGUGGCUCCAACAGCUGGACGGUGGUGGAUAUUGAACCUCCUCCCCGGCCGACUGAUGGCAGGGCACCAUCCCAUCCUGGGUUUCUGAUGCGGAACCUGAAAGCCUGGACUCAGUAUGCCAUUUUUGUGAAGACACUGGUCACCCAUUCAGAUGAGCAGAAGAUCUAUGGGGCGAAGAGCGAGAUCAUAUACAUUCAGACUAAUGCUUCUGUGCCAACUGUCCCCCAGGAUCCAAUUUCUGUUUCCAACUCUUCAUCACAGAUCAUUCUGAAGUGGAAACCACCUUCUGAUCCCAAUGGGAAUAUUACACAUUAUAUGGUAUCCUGGGAACAGCAAAGUGAAGACAGUGAACUCUAUGAACUAGAUUACUGUCUGAAGGGCUUGAAGCUACCCUCUCGGACAUGGUCUCCCCCUCUAGUAGAUGAUGGCAACAAGCACAAUGUGAGCGAGAAUGAAAAAAUGAGUGGAGAGUGUUGUACCUGCCCUAAAACAGACUCUCAGAUCCAGAAGGAGUUGGAGGAAUCUGCCUUCCGGAAGACUUUUGAGAAUUACCUCCACAAUGAAGUAUUUGUUCAGAGGUAAGUUCCUGAGUGUGGCUGCCUUUCUUCUGGCUUAAGUGAGGACAUUCAGAUUUGCUUUCUCUGCUGUCAAGCAGGAGACAGAUGGAGGUAUAACUGUCAGAGUACUUAGUUUAUAGUACUAAACAAUAAUAAAGCUGUUGGAAAAAGCAACUAAUUCCUUGAGAGGUUUUACAAAUACUCAACUUACUGUAACUGGUUUUGUUUAAGUAUUUUCCUUUCUUGGCCAGGCAAACAGAAGUUUCUGAAAUUAUUCUUUACUCUUGUGGUAAAUACAAAAUCCUACAGAAUGUCUUAUAUAUGUGCUGCCUCACUGGGGAAAAGCAGGUGCUACUCUUUAAGGUUUUUCUCAUCCUCCCACAUCAGCAAGUAAUGUCAUAAUAAACAGUCUGUUAUGCCUUAUCUUCUGUUUUUGGUAGAUUCUGGCUAGAGUGCCCUGGAAACAUAGUGAGCUUCUGAUAUUAACACAAUAGUAUCAUUGGUUCCUUGUAGAAGGAGACUUUCUUACCUUCCUAAUGUGUCUCAGAUAAUUUGAUGCAACUUUGCCUGUGUUGUUCCAGCUGUCUGUGAGGCUUUGUUUGACAUAGCUGCUGGUCUUUUAUAAGGCAGGGGAACUUUGGUCCAAGCGUUCAUUUGGUUAGCAGGCAAACUAAAUGAAGAAUCUCAAAGGUAAUGAUUCAACUAGGCCUGAGCCUUAGUGACUCUUAUGAAAGAUAAU
Python bivittatus (Burmese python) is the source of this 2949-nucleotide messenger RNA. The record is from RefSeq and is a predicted model, not a curated record. Lineage: Eukaryota; Metazoa; Chordata; Lepidosauria; Squamata; Pythonidae.